Mercenaria mercenaria is the source of this 1250-nucleotide messenger RNA. RefSeq lists its product as uncharacterized. The transcript has 9 exons. Gene Ontology annotation, molecular function: protein binding. NCBI's taxonomy places the organism in Eukaryota, Metazoa, Mollusca, Bivalvia, Venerida, Veneridae. The record is from RefSeq and is a predicted model, not a curated record. The coding region runs from base 34 to 1173 and encodes 379 amino acids.
UCCGGCUUGUGGACAACAUUAAUUAUACGGACGAUGAAGAUUUUUGUUCCAUUUUUCGCUUCAGUAUGUUACUGCGCCACGACGCCCGCUGCUCAGAUAACAUGCGCCACAACAACAUGCAGGUCGGACCAGUACUGCCAGGAAAUCCCGGGGGGAACGAUCUGCAGAGUGUGUGAUAAUGCAUGUAAUGGGUGCACGGGUUUUGGUCCAACAAGAUGUAAGGAAUGCCAGCUUGGAUUUCAAAAUGUCAGUCGAGUCUGCACGGCCUGUCCUAACGAAACCUUUGGCUUCAACUGCAGUGGGACGUGUCGCUGCUUAUUUAGUUGUGACCCUCAAACUGGAAACUGCGGCCAAUUUUCUUGUGCUCAAGGAUGGUCCGGACCUCCGAAGUGUCAAACACCCUGUAGCAAUACAACGUUCGGGUCUAACUGUAACUAUCAGUGUCACUGUCCCCCGGAAGAUAGUUGCUCGCCUAUCAACGGCUUGUGCAGUAGUAACCAGUGUGCCGUCGGUUGGUCAAGUGCCGGAUGCCAAAACGAACUUCCUCAGUUGACGAACCCACCGACGGCAGAAAACGUGACCUGUUCAAAUGCAACUGUCGUCUGGCAGGGCUGGCAGAGAAAUAUGGACCGUGGUAAUCCGGACAGGCCAAUAGCUCAAUAUGAGCUGUACAUGUCAUAUAACGCUUCAAGAGAGGCUGAACCCGAAUGGCGUCACGUGAGGAACGUCCAACAUAACGCCAAUGUGAAUGAGUAUCGCGUGUUUCUCGCCGUCCGCGAGCCAGACGUGUUCUAUGUGUUCCGUGUUGACGUCAGACAACAAGAUGGCGACAAACUCAUGAGAUAUGUCUUAGAUGGAAAGGUUUCAAAGGAGAUAUUUAUACCGUGUACAAUGACAGGUUCUAUUGGCAUGAUGACAACCGUUGGUAUGACAACCACGACGGUGAUGAUGACAUCAACUACAGUAGCAACUACAGUGGACCCAAUUCACGCUAUCGUUCAGAACGUGUUCUGCCAGAACGCUGCAUGCAUUUCUUGUGCCAAUGAUUUACAAAUACUUUGUGGAUCUGACGGACAGCUGUACCCUAAUCAGUGCACGUUGGCGAAACAGAGAUGUGUCGACCCGACACUUACCGUGGCGGACAUGUCGACAUGUCCGAAACCAGGUCGAUAAGUCGAUGUACCUAUGUUACAAUGAUACAGUCUUAGUUUGUUAAACGUUUCUUUAUCUCAAAUAAAUAAGAAAAUCAG